AGUUUUAUUUCAUUUUAAACAUUUAUGUCCGGAAAAUAUUCAAAAUAAUAAAGUGGAAAAUUUUAAUCAAAAUGUCCCGUUUUGAACUAGAGUUCCUAAUGGAUAAAACAUCCGAAAUUGUUGAAGGGACAAUUAAUAGUGUUCUCUCUACUGACGAUGAAGUUAAGGACGAAUCAGUAUUGACAUUUCGAAAAGCGUAUAUGGAUUGGAGUAUUUAUGGUGGUGCUGAAGAACCAGAUCUUGGUUUCCGUUAUAUUCCCGGUUCCACUGAAAACAUCAACAAAACUUCAUCUUAUGUAGAGGAACAGUUAAAAGAAAUUAGGGAAUAUCCAAUACAAUUAAUAAAGGACUUAUCUACACCUAAUCCACCACUCAAUAACUUUGAAACAAUCUGGUCAGAUACAAAAAGACUUGAUUCUAAUAGAGAAUUUCGUGCAAAAUUUUAUAGAGAUUAUAUACGUAACAAAUAUCCUGUUAAUGUUCAUUGGUAUGAUGAUGCUGAUCAGUAUGUUCGACCAAUAAUUCCAUACAAUCAGAAGAGACCAAUUUCAUUUGCUAAUUCCAAAACUGUGGAAUCUGUAUGUCGCUCAAGUGACUCAAAUACAAGUACCUCAGCAGCAGUAUUUGGAGUCAUGCCAUAUUUCGCAAAAGCAUCACGCAGUGACACCUCAACUAGUGAUGAAAAUCCAUGUAAUGUUCCAUCUGAAGUACCAUCAGAUGAAAUGUUCUUAACUGUGGAACAGCCCUGUAUUGGAUAACAAAAUUGAUGACUCAACAAAUGGCACUAAAUCAAAACAUAUCAAAUUCAUUUACAAUAAAAUUAAAUUUCGCGUGAAGUACGUAUUUCCCAAUUUUAGAAGCAGUUAAUAUUGAACAGAAAUUUUUUUUAAAAUAUAUAAAUUAAAUUUUUUUUCUGUAAUUUAAAUAUCUUUCAACGUUAAAUACAUUACUUUUGGAAUAUCA
Molecule: messenger RNA, 963 nt
Organism: Teleopsis dalmanni
Lineage: Eukaryota; Metazoa; Arthropoda; Insecta; Diptera; Diopsidae
Exons: 5
Coding region: 72-758 (228 amino acids)
Source: RefSeq, a predicted model, not a curated record